AUGCGAGUCCGAAUUAGCCGCUGCGGAUCCACGUGGUAGACUGAGCUCAGUCUCGAUUAUCUACAUAGAGACUAGACGCCCUCCACUGCCAGCGCUUCCCUUCAAGUUCCACAGAAGUUUUAGGGUUGCUUGAAACUCAGUUCAGCUAGUAAUAAGAUAUCUGAGAUCAAGGACUUCUAGGCUACAUACUUAGCCGGGCUUCUCCAAUGCCCUCUCACUAAAAUUGCCACUUUUUGCACAAAGAGAUUCGAGCCAGCUGUCGAGAGCCCUUUGGGUGUCCCUAUGGCACACUCUCGCGGUCGCGCCGGCAAGGGAGUCAGCGGUGCAGGAAAAGCGGACGGAGGCGGGCUGCCUGGCCUUUCCAGCGGCAGAGCAGAGGCGCGGGUGAAGGACGAGGGACAGGACGAGGAUGCAGGCCUCCUGGUGGCAGCAGCAGCCCGGCCAGGGAAGAGCGGGAAGGGGGACGGGGCAGCUACCAAGGUGCCCUCCAGCCUGCCGGACGUGUGGUCGCGCAAGUUCGUCACGUUCAGCACGGUGGCGGAGGGGCACAAGGCACUGCAAGACGAGCAGCUGCUGGGCCCCUUCUUUGAUCGCUGGGGCGACACCACGCGCGCGCUUGAGGUGACGUGUGCUGGGGUCAACACAGACCUGUGCAACGACGUCAUUGCCUCCAGGAAGAUUACUGUGCUUGUGUAUGGGGAGGCGGGCGCGGGCAAGAGCACGCUGGUGAAGGCGCUGACCCACGACAGCGACAUCCUGGCCGUCAGCGCCACGGGGCCCGGCACCGUGGUGGAGACGGAGGUGUGCUUGCCGUGCGGGCUGCGCGUGGUGGACACCCCCGGCUUCCGCGUGCCCCUCCCCCUGCGCUCCUCCCCCUCCGCGGCCAUCUCGGUGCCCGUCCCCGGCGCUGCGCACGCUGCGGAGGGGGGCCGCUUCUCGCUGGCGUGGCUGCGCGAGGUGCUGGCCUGGCGCGCCAUGCUGCGCAGCCUGCACGCGCGCCUCACCUCCCAGGACGCGCGCCUGCGGCCCUUUGCGCUCAUCUACUGCCACCGCGCAGGAGCCAGGAUCCUGCGAGAAAGGGUGGUGGAACUCCUACGGAUCCCGCACAUGAAGCUGGUCCCGGUGUUCACCGUGCUGACGGACGUGACCAACGCGGACGACGAGGACUUGGUGCGCAUCCGCGCCGAGUGGGCCGGGCUGCUGCACGAGGUGGGCACCAAUGCCAAAGGCGCGCAGGUGCACCUCGUGGAGGUCAACAGUUUUGCCAAGACCGUGCGCGGUCACACCCAUCGACAAACCGGAGUCAAGGAACUUAUGGCCAUGCUACUCAACUCCCUAGAUCCACUAGACGCGCUCACCUUUGCACGCAUGCCAGGAAUAUUCACACCGUCUAGGAAAAGGAAACGAACAGAAGAUGUAGUCGAAAAUGGCUCGGAUAUCGAGAAUUGACAUCCGGUUAACAAAAUGACGAGGAAGCUCGAGAGUGUGUGUCAUGUUACGGCAAUCUGUAUAUUCUAGUCUGGUUGGAGCGGAAUUGGCAAGAAAGGUACAUUAGUUCCUUCGAUAGGUCUACCUGUGUAGGUUGCACUUGCUGUACAUAUAGAAGGCGGGGCUCAAGUUCUCUCUUCAAUCAUCAAAUUACAUAUAUCUUCUUCUCCUUAUUGUUACUUUUGAUUUAGAAGACGGUUAGUAACUUGUACAUUCAGCUUCCAAACCAUAUAUUAUGAUAAAUCCGGGUUCAUGCAGUUUUGGGAUCGAUCUGGCAUUUACAUACAUUGAAAAACUAUGAACUUCACGGAAGGCAGUGCGGCGCAGCUGCCAGGUUGAAUUGAUGACUGAGCUAGGACAGACAACAAUGGUGACUCGUCAAGCUUGAAGUUGUGCAUGCG
Molecule: messenger RNA, 1889 nt
Organism: Klebsormidium nitens
Lineage: Eukaryota; Viridiplantae; Streptophyta; Klebsormidiophyceae; Klebsormidiales; Klebsormidiaceae
Source: the annotation of a GenBank genome assembly